Saccharomyces cerevisiae S288C is the source of this 795-nucleotide messenger RNA. RefSeq names its product Rec102p (gene REC102). The record is from RefSeq and is marked reviewed. Lineage: Eukaryota; Fungi; Ascomycota; Saccharomycetes; Saccharomycetales; Saccharomycetaceae. Gene Ontology annotation, cellular component: chromosome; nucleus. Bases 1 to 795 code for a protein of 264 amino acids. The transcript is spliced from 2 exons.
AUGGCAAGAGAUAUCACAUUUUUGACCGUAUUUUUAGAAAGUUGUGGCGCUGUAAAUAAUGAUGAGGCAGGAAAAUUGUUAUCUGCUUGGACUUCAACCGUACGCAUUGAGGGACCGGAAUCAACCGACUCUAAUUCAUUAUAUAUUCCACUGCUACCACCUGGAAUGUUGAAAAUUAAACUGAAUUUUAAAAUGAACGAUCGAUUAGUUACGGAAGAGCAAGAGUUGUUUACAAAAUUGCGCGAGAUUGUAGGUUCAAGUAUUCGCUUUUGGGAGGAACAACUGUUUUAUCAAGUUCAAGAUGUAAGCACCAUAGAAAACCACGUCAUUCUCAGUUUAAAAUGUACAAUUUUAACGGAUGCUCAGAUAAGUACGUUCAUAAGCAAACCCAGAGAGCUUCAUACGCAUGCCAAAGGAUAUCCUGAAAUCUAUUACCUUUCCGAGUUAUCAACAACUGUCAAUUUUUUUUCUAAAGAGGGAAACUAUGUCGAAAUAAGCCAGGUUAUUCCUCAUUUUAAUGAAUAUUUUUCCUCUUUAAUAGUGUCUCAAUUGGAAUUUGAAUACCCGAUGGUCUUCUCCAUGAUUUCAAGGCUCCGAUUGAAGUGGCAACAAAGUUCGCUCGCUCCGAUAUCCUACGCCCUAACGAGCAAUUCAGUACUUCUUCCAAUAAUGCUUAACAUGAUUGCCCAAGACAAAUCUUCAACAACCGCGUAUCAAAUUCUGUGUCGAAGAAGAGGUCCUCCAAUUCAGAAUUUUCAAAUUUUUUCCUUACCGGCUGUAACGUACAAUAAGUAG